This is a messenger RNA of Manihot esculenta (cassava), 624 nucleotides long. RefSeq names its product 60S ribosomal protein L37-1. The transcript has 4 exons. Gene Ontology annotation, cellular component: ribosome; cytosolic large ribosomal subunit. The record is from RefSeq and is a predicted model, not a curated record. Gene Ontology annotation, biological process: translation. Bases 159 to 449 code for a protein of 96 amino acids. Lineage: Eukaryota; Viridiplantae; Streptophyta; Magnoliopsida; Malpighiales; Euphorbiaceae. Gene Ontology annotation, molecular function: RNA binding; structural constituent of ribosome.
GCAAAAAUGGAGGCCCAAAAUGAUUUAAUCCAUGGCCACUUCAAACCCUAACCCAACACGGCCAAUUUUCCGAAACCCUACAUCCACACUUUAUAAAUUACUUCAACCUCCGCUUGCAGUAACCUUUCUGCACCCGAGUCGCGACAGCCGUUGAGGAAAUGGGUAAAGGGACAGGAAGCUUUGGUAAGAGGAGGAAUAAGACGCACACCCUUUGUGUGCGAUGCGGUCGCCGGAGCUUUCAUUUGCAGAAGAGUCGUUGCGGCGCCUGUGCCUAUCCUGCCAGCCGCGUCAGAAAAUAUAACUGGAGUGUUAAGGCUAUUCGCAGAAAGACCACUGGCACUGGCCGAAUGAGGUAUCUGCGUCACGUUCCACGUAGGUUCAAGACUAACUUUAGAGAAGGUACACAAGCCACUCCAAGGAACAAGGGAGCUGCUGCAGCCUCCUCAUAAGCCUUACAAGGCAAUUCUAGUUUGUUUUGUUUUGCAUAUUUAUUAAUUUGCAAGCCAUCAGUUUUGGGUCACUGUUCAAUGGCCAUUCGUUUUUGUAUGCUGAAAGAUAAGAUUUUUAAACAUUGGAGAGUUGCAAACAUGUACUAUUAUAUAUUACAAUUUUCAGUGUUUCUUA